ACCCUGGCCUCCACGCAACUGGCGAUGCCCAGGCAGUACCUGAUUGAUAUCCGUCUCUGAUUCAGUUUGGGCCUUGUCCUCCAGCCACGAACUCUGGUGACUAAUUCACAUUCAUUGUUGGAUGAAUGUUUUGAAACAAGAGGCGCAAAACACAUUGAUUCGUAUUUCUUGCCAAAUUUUGUUGAUGUUAGAUUAUUUGCAUAGCCUUGAUCUCAUCUAGCUGCGAAACGGCAAGCGCGACACCGAGCGAAGGAAGAGAUAAAUGCUUCAGCAUUCGCAGACGACAGUGAGAGGUCGAAGGAAUGGAGCUCUCUAGCCAAAUAAACCGACGGCGAGACGGCAUUGAGUUCGGAACGACUCGCAAUCUUUGAAACAAGCAGAUGUGAAUUUGUUCGCUGGUGCUUAAUUCGCCAGUUGCUGAGUCUCUCAUCUCAAAUGUCUUAGGCAAAGCUUGGUAAUUGAUGAAGUUGCGGUCUCUGGAUCUUGUCCUCUUCCAAAGCAUGAUGUUGAGAAGCUUAUCGGUUUCCUCUACAUUCAGGCCGUCAUCCUCUUCACCGUUUUAGUAUCAGGUAUCCGUUGCAUGAAAGCAGUCAAAUCACCUGCUCGUUUUGAGGCAGCGAAGGAGCAGCGAGGAACCCGGCCUUGACUUUGAGAAGCAUUCCUCCUAAAUUAGAAAAACUUAAAACCAAAGAAGUUCUCAGUUAAGUUUCAGACCGAUAGCUCAGCCCAUACUGUCAACAGUGUGAUUGCAAAUGAGAACGCACUUUAGAUUGCAAAUGAACAAAUUUAGUGUAUUAAGCAAACCCUUUCUCCAUGCGUGCACAGCGUUUGAAAAAUGUACAAUUUAUACACCUUGUGGUCUCAUGAGAGUCGGCUGCUGCACAGCUGGAUUCCUAUUCCAAUCUGGAGCCUGGUCAGAACGUUUUGGAAAUUAUCAUCUAUGGAUUUCUACAUCUGCAGUUGUGAAAUGCGUGUUUCUUCCUCUCACUGAUGAGAUAAGUCUGUUGCAUUGCAUGGUAAAGACCUGUUUCAUUCCGGUCAUGAAUCAAAGUCUACACUUUCCCAAGAGGAUAUCGCUUUGCAUUUAUACUCCGAAGAUGUCAUGUUGUAUGGCCCUCUGUCCCGUUAUUUGCAUGUGCUAAAUUUUAGACCCGGUUCGAGAAAUUAGAAUGUAAGCAUCGCAGCAUUUAGUGUGUUCAGCAAAAUUAGUUUUAAUCAUUUUGUUGAAACAUCUGCCGAGCUAACCUAAAAUGGCUAAUUCGGUCCCAUAUCUAUCACUUUGAGCUCAUUCAUCGUGUCGCGAGGUUUCUUCUUUCAUUCUACAGCCGAAUUGUCGAGCGGUGUGAAGCAGCUUGCAAGCAGGUUAGGGCAACAAUUUUGAGCUUGAGAAGGUAAGGAUUCCUGAUACAUUUGCUGACAGUUCGUGCGCUUAAGUCGUCGCUGACCCAUGACAAAGCACAGUGUUGAGGUCGCAACUGCCGGAGUCACUCUUGUUGGAUUCAGAGUGAAGAAGAUUAAGGGUGCAUUGGGCAUUACGCAUUUUCGUUUGUAGCUUGGCCCAUUUCGAAGAUUGUGAACAGGCGGUGGUCGGUGUGCGAAAACGAUUGAAGCAGCGGAGAGCAGAGGUAGAUUUUGAAGCUUUUGUGAUUUUGAGGUCACUUGCAAGAGCUGGAGUUCUCGGGCCGCAGACCUCAGCUUCUCUCUUGGGUGUUUGGUCAUCGCCGCGCAUUGCACCAGCCACGCUGAGACAUAAUUUCCAAUAAUAUCGAGUGGAGUUCGUGGGAAACUAGCUUGUACAACCUUUUUUUGAGCUUUUAGUUCAACCGAGCAUAAUCUCGAGAACGGAGAAGUCAUGAUCAUGAUGGUUUUCGCUGCGAGCGGUUUGAACCGAUGUCUCGCAGCACCAAAGUUCAGAUAGCUGUGAAUUCUAGGGUUUCAAAUGUGGUGACAGGCCUGGAAUUUAAUUAAAAAAUUCAGAUCAUUUGGCGCUGAAGAAUCCAAUUUUUGAAGAGCUCAUGACGACGCUGCUUACGGAAGCCAUUGCAAACCCUUUCAGAUGAAAUAGUCAACAUACUACUUGGAAAAGUUGUAAAGAUGCUGGACCAAGAGCUACAGAUCGUCGCAGGUCGUAGGGCUACCUCCGCUGACAGGAGCGCCUUUGCGUCUAUUUCACCUGAAGCUUCGACCUCCAUAGACGUUACGAAGAUGGAUGAACCUGUUUUGAAACCCCAAGACCCUGAACCAGAGGGGGAAGAAGUAGGUCUACUUGCAGACACGAAUAACGUUCCUCAGUUUCAGAGGAAGGUACUUUCAACGAGGAAGAAACGAUGGCAGCUGUUCGGAGUGGAGAUGUCGCCGGACACCAUCGCCAUUGCCAUGGUGUAUUUUGUUCAGGGCAUCCUGGGGCUGUCUCGUCUAGCUGUCAGUUAUUUUCUUAAGGACGACUUGCAUCUCGAUCCGGCCGAGGCAGCACUUUUGCAAGGCCUCUCUGCUCUUCCUUGGCUUAUCAAGCCCCUAUAUGGAUUCAUCAGCGAUGGAGUACCUCUGUUUGGGUAUCGAAGACGAUCAUAUCUUGUCCUAUGUGGCUUGCUGGGAGCUUCGUCUUGGUUCGCAUUGGCUACUGUAGUGAACAAUAAGUAUGCUGCUGUCUCUGCAAUUCUCCUCAGCUCUCUAUCAGUAGCCUUCUCUGAUGUUGUGGUGGAUUCCAUGGUUGUCGAAAGAGCCAGAGGCGAGUCCCAAGUAACAUCUGGCUCUCUUCAAUCACUUUGCUGGGGUUCGUCUGCAACAGGAGGCAUUGUAAGUGCGUACUUCAGUGGUUACUUCGUCGCCACAUAUGGUGUAAGGUUCGUGUUUGCUAUUACAGCUCUCUUGCCCUUGAUAACGUCAGUAGUGGCAAUCCUCGUAAAAGAGGAGCGCCGACGCGCAUCUACUGUUGUGGAUCUAGAAGCACUUGAAUUAUCUGGAGCCAGUCCACGUCUGGGAUUUUUGGAAACGUCAAGAAGCCAAUUAAUCUGUCUGUGGGCAACUGUAAAAGAGCCGAACAUAUUCAUGCCGACUAUAUUUAUCUUCCUUUGGCAGGCAACUCCAACGUCGGAUACAGCUAUGUUUUUUUUCACGACAAACCAGCUUGGGUUUGGAGCAGAAUUUAUGGGCCGUGUUAGACUUGUUACAGCAAUUGCAUCUCUUGCAGGCGUUGGUGUUUACAAUGCCUGCUUGAAACAUGUUGCGUUAAAGAAGAUAUUUUUUUGGAGCACCAUAGUAGGUACUCUUUUAGGUCUCACGCAGCUGCUCCUUGUCACGGGGAUUAACCGCAAAAUCGGAAUUGGAGAUCAAUGGUUCACGCUGGGCGAUACACUGGUGUUGACAGUUCUGGGACAGGUUUCAUUCAUGCCAAUUCUCGUCUUGGCGGCAAGGCUUUGCCCACCAGGAGUAGAAGCCACUCUAUUUGCAACCCUAAUGUCCAUCUCCAAUGGGGCCAAUGUGACUGGCGGCUUUUUCGGGGCAGGACUGACUAAGCUGUUGGGAGUGACCAGCCAGAGCUUUAAGCACUUGGCGCUACUGUUGGUUAUUUGCAACUUGUCAUCUCUAUUGCCUCUGCCCUUCUUAGGCCUUCUUCCCUCAGAAAGUGACAUGGAUGCUGCAGUUGAGAAGGCAGAGAAAGCUCUUCUAGAGAGGAGGCCAAGCUGGGUAGCUUUAGAGGAAAGGAACAGCAACCCCACCCUGGAGCCCAUGAAACAUUAGGACAAGUAAGCUCGAAGUAAGCGAACCCAAAACUUGCCCUUCUCUGCACAAUGCAGAAACCUUAUAUUCCACAGUUUCGCUUCCAGACCUCAAUCUCCAUCUAUUUAUUAAAUAAGUUGGAUGAGCGCAACAUCAUCUUGAUGUUGCCAUUAGUAAUAGCGUUGAGCAUGUCAAGCUCGUUUUCAUAGCUCUACCCGCAUUAAUUUAUGUGCGUUCCUCCGACAAAGCAUUGGAGACAUUCUCCAUCUCUUAGAUUUGCAAGUAAUAGGUCUGCAAUGGAUCCUGCUUUGGCCUUUGCAUCCACCCACAGAAAAAAGACGGCAGAUUGCCUAGAGAUUGAUUCAUUCGUUUUUUCGUGUUUAAUAAGCUACCAGGUGCAUCUUGUGGCUGGUGCAAAUUCUUCUCCCAUCUCUUCCCUUUUCCUACAGGAGUGCCUUCCAUUGGGACCCAUUAUUAUGCUUAUCUUUAGCUUACCCGUUAUUUAGUUUAUCUGCUAGAUUGAAAGUCUUGUUGCUACACCGCGCUCUAUGCUUGAAGCAAGCUGAGCUCCUGUUUCAACUUGAAUGGUUGAGGCAUUGAUGAUGAAUUAUUUUACAGACCAAUAGUCUUCCUCCACGUUCUACCCACAAUACUCACAGAAAUAAAGCGAGAUAUUUGUGUGAAGA
Molecule: messenger RNA, 4406 nt
Organism: Physcomitrium patens
Lineage: Eukaryota; Viridiplantae; Streptophyta; Bryopsida; Funariales; Funariaceae
Product: folate-biopterin transporter 1, chloroplastic
Cellular component (GO): membrane
Source: RefSeq, a predicted model, not a curated record